This is a messenger RNA of Notechis scutatus (mainland tiger snake), 1675 nucleotides long. The record is from RefSeq and is a predicted model, not a curated record. NCBI's taxonomy places the organism in Eukaryota, Metazoa, Chordata, Lepidosauria, Squamata, Elapidae.
GGCGCGUUUGGAGAGGUGGUCCAUGCGCGCGCGAUGCUUGCGGGUUCCCUUGGCCGAGCUGGGCUGUUGUCCCAGAAAUCCAAGCCAGAUACAUGGCUGAAAACUCCUUAAAGGAUGCAAGUGCUUUCCCGCCUGUUCUUCACUCUCGUUGUGUUGUGUGUCAGCGGCAUCCUUUACUUCCUGCUGUGCCCACGCCUUUGUAGUUCCCUGUGUUGGCUCAGCUGCCAGCCUAAAGAAAGGAAGGAGGACAGGUUGGCACAGCGUUUUAAAACUGCCCACUUCGAGGGCUACAUCAGCGUUCCAGAUGGAAAGCCCCUGGCUCAAGUGCCCUGCCGCCAAUGUGCCGUGGUGUCCAGUUCCGGGCAGAUGCUGGGCUCCCGUUCGGGGAAAGAGAUCGACGCCAAGGAAUGCGUCCUGCGCAUGAACCAGGCCCCCACCCGGGGCUAUGAGGAAGACGUGGGCAGCCGCAGCACCAUCCGGGUGGUCUCCCACACCAGCAUCCCUUUGCUGCUACGCAACCAGAGCUCCUUCUUCAAGCCAUCCUGCGACACCACCUACAUCAUUUGGGGUCCUCCCCGGCUGAUGAACCGGGAGAAGGUCGGGCUGGUCUAUCGGACCCUGGCGAAGAUCAAGGAGAUGUAUCCGGCUCUGCGCCUCUACACCCUCACCGAGCAAAUGAUGUCCCACUGCGACGAGCUCUUCCAACUGGAGACGGGGAAAAACAGGAUGAAAUCCGGUUCCUUUCUCAGUACCGGCUGGUUCACCAUGGUUUUGGCGAUGGAGUUGUGUGAGCAGAUUUUUGUCUUCGGUAUGGUCAGCGAGAACCAUUGCAAAGAGAAGAACCAACCUCCGGUGCCUUACCACUAUUUUGAGAAGGGGCGACUGGACGAAUGCCGGAUGUACCAGGUCCACGAACGAGCUGCCCGCGGUGGGCACCGUUUCAUCACCGAGAAAGCCAUUUUUUCUCGCUGGGCAAAGAAAAGGAACAUUAUCUUCACUCAUCCAUCGUGGUCUGAUGGGUAGAAGGGGCUUUUUGCGGCCUGGCUGGGCGGAAACUUUUGCCACAGGGCGAAGCUGCAGAAAUUACAGUGUUACAGAAAGUUGGAACUCUUGCACCGAGAGCGACGUUCCCCCGUGAACAAAAUAUCACCGCAUCUUCUUCUCUUAGCUCCCUAUUUUUUAACGUUCUGUCAAGAGACCGCAAAUUGUUUUGGUUUUUAAUUUUCCUCUGUGUGCCUAGUUUUUUGUGGGGUGAUAUUUUUUUUUUUUUGCACACAGAAAAAUAAAAAAAGAAAAAGGAAACUACUCUUAAUGAAAAUGGGAGGCCAGGGGUUCAAGGCUUCCUGUUUUGGGGUGGAUUCCGGAGGCUUGAAUGCAGAAGAAACGGAUGUGGAUGUUUUUGCGUGUUUGCAAACCCUCCUUUAAACUUUAAAUUUUAAAUUUGCAACCCACGAAAGCCUUUGAGAGAGAGAUGACCUCCUAUGUGGAACAUUCCUACCCUGCUUUUAAUUUGGCCAGAUUUGCAAUUCUGGGGGCAGAACCAGAGAAAGGAAAUCCAGCCCUGCUUGCAAAUUCUCUCUUUGGACCCCAGCCAUGAUGUGAGGCUAAGAGAAACAAAAUCCAGACACAUGGAAGAUCGGUCCGGAAGUCAGAAAUGGCGCCGUCGACACGAAGG